Messenger RNA from Vicia faba (fava bean), 339 nucleotides. The record is from the annotation of a GenBank genome assembly. NCBI's taxonomy places the organism in Eukaryota, Viridiplantae, Streptophyta, Magnoliopsida, Fabales, Fabaceae.
AUGUCUGAAGAUCCUCCGGGAAAACCUUCAUUAUUGUGUACUGAUGACUCUGUAGGCGCACGAAUUAUGAUGUUUGUAUUAACGAAAGACACCUCAUCAACUCGCUCAGCAACAACCUCUUACUCAGCCUCCUGCACCACAGGUUUCACAAUGUACUCCUCAACUACUGACUCCACAAUAGAAACGGGAGUAUGUACCUUCUCAGUAGGAACUUGUACCUUCUCAAUAGGAGUAUGUACCUCUGUAGGAGCAUGUAUCUACUAUACAGUGGAUACUCUAAGACCCCGACGACGGGGUGCGCGAAACUGCACAUUCUACUCAGUCAUCUGUUUCUUAUGA